AAGUAUUACAGGAGAAUGUUACCGAGAUGCGCAAUCAGUAGCGAGCUGGACUCCGACGAGAGAAGGAGGAGGCGGCAGGCAGGCAGUCAGCUGGGGGAGAUUGAUCACUUUUCGUCGCUUGGCGUCUUCCCCCAUCAUAUGAAAGAUAGUUUCCGAAGCAGACGCGAGAUUCCAACAUGGCGGACAGAGGGCAGAAAGUAGCCUUCAAUAAUCCGGCUUUUGUUCAAGACGACGAACCGGUACAGUUGCACAAACACAUCCAGAAGGACCCGGAUGUCGUCUCAAGGGCGGGAAACCCUGUCACACCGGGCGUGGCAGGACCUAAAGUUCUCACGCCCGAGGAGAAGAAGGAAAAAUUCGCCAUCAUGAAGAACAUCAUAAUUAUUUCCAUCGCUUUCACGUUUCUUUUCACGAGUUACAAUUCCAUGUCGAAUCUUCAGUCGUCCAUUAACAAGGUAGACGGCACAGCUGCCCAGACCGCCUUGUACGCUGCUUUCAUCUUCUCGUGCUGCUUCCUCCCCUCGUGGAUGAUCAGGCGACUGCACGAGAAGUACACGAUGGCGGCCUGCAUGCUGUGCUACUCGACCUACAUGGCGGCGCAGUUCUACCCCGAGAUCUACACGCUGGUGCCCACGGCGGUGGUGGUCGGGCUCGGCGCCGCGCCCAUGUGGUCCGCCAAGUGCACCUACCUCACCAAGGUCGGUACCAUUUACGCAGACCUGGUGGGUGUCAACAGUGACGUCAUCAUCACGCGGUUCUUCGGCAUCUUCUUCCUGUUCUUCCAGUCGACGCAGGUGUGGGGGAACAUCAUCUCCUCUACAGUCCUGUCGGUGGGCGUGGCCGACGGGAACAAAACCGACGAGGAUUUACAGCGCUGCGGCUACCACUUCUGCCCCUGGGAUAGCAGUUCCGGCGACAACAACACUGCCAGCGACAUCCCCCAGUGGCAGAGAUACACCAUGUCUUCGAUCUAUCUCGUGCUUGCUCUUUUAUCGUCGCUUGUCGUGGUUCUCUUCGUCGACCCUCUGAGCACGUUCGAGAGGAAGAGCCCCGACGCCACAGAAGACGGCGAAUCGACCCUGCAACUGCUGGCCAAGACGUUCAGCCACAUCCGCCAUCCGUACCAGGUGUUCAUCAUCCCGAUCACCAUUUGGUCGGGUCUCGAACAGGGUUUCCUGAGCGCCGACUUCACUGCGGCCUACGUAUCCUGCGGCCUGGGCGUGCACAUGGUCGGCUACGUCAUGAUCUGCUACGGCCUCUGCGACGCCGUGUGCUCCUACUCGUUCUCCCCCCUGGUCAAGGCCGUGGGGAGGGUCCCUGUGUUCACCCUGGGGGCCCUCAUCAACCUCGGGGUCAUCAUCACCCUCAGGUUCUGGACCCCGACAGCCGAUGACCUGCCCGUGUUCUUCGUCCUCGCCGGGUUGUGGGGCGUGGCCGACGGAGUGUGGCAGACGCAGAUCAAUUCUCUCUACGGCGUGAUCUUCCCGGGCGAAUCCGAAGCGGCCUUCAGCAACUACCGCCUCUGGGAAUCGACGGGUUUCAUCAUUUCCUACGCCUGCAGCACCCUCAUCUGCAUCGAGCCCAAAGUCAUUAUCCUGCUGGUGUUCCUCGUGCUGGGGAUCCUCGGCUACUACGUGGUGGAGGUCCUGGAGAAGCGAGGAGGACUUCGAAAAGAUGGCGCAGGGAAAGUUGUUUACAUCGAUCGUCUUUUGUUCGGGAGGGACUGAGUUGCGGGGACGGAUGGCGCUGGGGUGGGUCUUUAUGGGUUAUAUGUUGGAUUAUCUAUCUAUCUAUCUGUUUAUCUGCCUGUUUAUCUAUCUAUCUAUAUGUUUAUCUGU
Molecule: messenger RNA, 1838 nt
Organism: Penaeus vannamei (Pacific white shrimp)
Lineage: Eukaryota; Metazoa; Arthropoda; Malacostraca; Decapoda; Penaeidae
Source: RefSeq, a predicted model, not a curated record